GGCAAUCUCUAGCGCAUUGACGCAGAGACCUUGUAACGUGUAGUCAUAUACGAGCGUGUGCAGCCUUGGGAUAACUGAACUUGGCGUACAGAAAAGUCUUCAGAGGCGUUUGCAUGAGAUACCUUCAUUUAAUUGACCUUCAUUUGAUGUUUCGUGUUUGAUUUAUCAUCAGAGGGAGAACUAUGUUGUGUCUGCAGAACUCUGGGGACUGCUUCCGGGACCAGAUGCGCUACAUGAUGCGCUCGCUGCAGGAUCUGAAGCAGAUCAGGGACCCGUGCCAACCGGCCGCCGGCUGCCGCCCCCUGGCAUCCUCCCGCAUCAACCAAAAGAGGGCGCUACACCGGGAGCGCCUGAGCCGCCUGCGCAUCUCCGACUCGAGCGACGCCAGCACCUACGACUCGGCCUGCUGCCUGGCUAGUCCGCUGGAGGAAGAGGAGGAGGAGGGCGGUGGAGGAGGUGGAGGAGGAGGAGGAGGAGGAGGAAGGCUGGCCCAGGGCUCCCCCAGCAGCGAGAAGAGCCUGGAGUUUGACUCGGGCUACUCUGAGGCAUCCUGGCAGGACGAGGGCGUGGUGUUGCGCCGGACACGGAACGUGCGCGUCUCCGCUUCCGCGUGUGUGCGCACCAACCGCAUCCGGCCCAAGUCCACGUCGGACGCGUGCCUGGAGAGGUGGACGUCCUUCGAGGCCUGCGAGCCGGAGGACUGGACCACGUCCCUGCUGACGCGAGGACGCAACCGCCAGCCCCUGGUGCUCGGGGACAACAGCUUUGCGGACCUCAUCAAGAACUGGAUGGAUCUGCCCGAGUGCCCCGAGACCCCCGAGGUCAGGCCCAACGUGGGCCGCAGGCUGGCCAAGGACUUCAUGGGUAACAUGCGGCGGAGACUGGCUGGCAUGUCUAAGGUGACGGAGGGCCGCGGUAAAGCCAUGGACACAAGCACCAAAAGACUGUCCUGUCCAGUGGGCAUGCAGGUACAGAAGCCGUUCUUUCACCAGUCGCACACAGGACUACACCAAAUCGGAACAGACUACUACCAGUUUAGUGCCCUCAUGAAGUCCGGCAGUCGACAGCCGAUCAUAUGCAACGAUAUCAUUGGAUAUAUCUGAACUGAGAGAAAGACAGACCGCUACAAGAAGAAGAAGAAGACUUUUUCCCUCACAGGGUGUUUACUCCUCAUGAAAUAUUGUUGAUGCCGUAAUGUUAAAAUGGAAAUGUGUCCCAAUAAAAGUUUUGUUUUUUUUAUAAAGAAA
This is a messenger RNA of Clupea harengus (Atlantic herring), 1247 nucleotides long. RefSeq names its product inka box actin regulator 1b (gene inka1b). Gene Ontology annotation, molecular function: protein kinase binding; protein serine/threonine kinase inhibitor activity. Gene Ontology annotation, cellular component: nucleus. NCBI's taxonomy places the organism in Eukaryota, Metazoa, Chordata, Actinopteri, Clupeiformes, Clupeidae. The record is from RefSeq and is a predicted model, not a curated record.